AGAGAGAAAGAUAGUCAGCAGAGAGUGUCAACGGGAAAGCAGAAGAACGGUUUGGGUGCGAGAAGGGGAGCAGGCAACGUGUUUCGGUUUCGGUUUCGGUUUCGUUUGGCUCUGGCUCUGCCGCCACCUCUGCUACACGGGCACGGGCCUAAAAAAUAUACAAAAACGUUUUCUUUUGUUGAUUUUUUUAUAGUUUGCAAAAAGUUUCAUUGCGAUCAAAGUGUUAUAUUUCUAUCUAGUGAAAAAUAGAAAAAGAAGGAAAUAGAAACAGAGAGAGUGAGAGUGAGAGCGCGAAAGAGAGUGUGAUAAAAAUGCAACAAAUUCAUUAGCCUCCAAGCGGCAAUCAGGUGUCAGUGCCAGAGAGAUAAAGAGAGAGACGAACGAGAGAGCAAGCAAUCGCAAGAGAGCUCUCCUCGAUCAAUGCUGUUCAAACAGUAAGCGCCAAAAGCUGCUUACAAUGCUUCUCAAACCCGCAUAUGCGAGUGCAAAGCAAACAAAAAAGGAAAAACGGAAAAACAAAACCAGAAACUAAUUAAAUACUUUGUUGCCAUUUGGUUGGACCUCUAGCUCUAUGCUGAAUGUUUUGGCUAAAACGGAUUACAUAACCAGUAAACGGAAAAGCGGAAGGCAGGAAGCCAGGAAGGCAGUGCGGCACGCGUGGCACGUUGCAGGUUGCACGUUGCACGGUGGAGCUGCAGGUGGAGGAAAUCCCUAAGAAUUAGUUCAAUUACCCCAACAAUUCCACUCGCUUCGGGGGCAUGGACUGCAGCUGGAGACUAUGUGAUCCGAUCUUCUACAAUAAAUGCAAUUGUAAAUAAACCCAAAAGCCAUAAAAUACCACAAUAAGAACCAAUCGAAGACACCGAUACACACAGGAAGUGCGACCGAUCGCAGCAAUCGAAAUACAAUCGAUAACAUGCCCCAGACGUAAGCCCCCCGAGAAGAACAAACAACCAGAGAUCGGAUAUAGGUUAUAGGACAGAUAUAGCAAGAUCGCGUAGGUCGCUGAGAUCGCAGAGAUAUAUGCGUGGCCCCCGCAGCUGGCAUAGGCAAAGGCAAAGGCAAAGCCCCCCCUCCGCUGCUGUGAGCUGUGAGUAAAUAUGACCAAGAAGUACGAGUUCGAUUGGAUCAUCCCGGUGCCGCCGGAGUUGACCACUGGCUGUGUCUUCGACCGUUGGUUCGAGAACGAGAAGGAGACCAAGGAGAAUGACUUUGAGCGAGAUGCCCUCUUCAAGGUCGAUGAAUAUGGGUUCUUUUUGUACUGGAAGAGCGAGGGUCGGGAUGGCGAUGUCAUCGAGCUGUGCCAAGUGAGCGACAUUCGUGCGGGCGGCACUCCCAGGGAUCCCAAGAUACUGGAUAAGGUGACCAAAAAGAAUGGAACCAACAUACCGGAGCUGGACAAGCGAUCUCUCACUAUUUGCUCGAACACGGAUUAUAUCAAUAUAACAUAUCACCAUGUUAUCUGCCCCGAUGCGGCAACGGCCAAGAUCUGGCUAGAUGGCAUCCGAAAAAUCACCCACAAUGUCAAAGCGAACAAUAUCUGUCCCAUGAUGUGUCUGAGAAAACAUUGGAUGAGACUAAGUUAUUGCGUGGAGAAGAGCGGCAAGAUACCGGUUAAGACGCUGGCCAAGACCUUCGCCUCGGGCAAGACCGAGAAGCUGGUCUACACGUGCAUCAAGGAUGCGGGUCUGCCAGACGACAAAAAUGCCACCAUGACCAUGGAUCAGUUCACUUUCGAUAAGUUCUAUGCCCUCUACCACAAGGUCUGUCCCCGUAACGACAUCGAGGAGCUCUUCACGUCGAUUACCAAGGGUAAACAGGACUUUAUCAGCCUCGAGCAGUUUAUACAGUUCAUGAACGAGAAACAGAGGGAUCCGCGCAUGAACGAGAUCCUCUUUCCGCUCUACGAGGAGAAGCGCUGCACGGAGAUCGUAAACGACUAUGAGCUGGACGAAGAGAAGAAGAAAAGCGUUCAACUAUCCUUGGACGGAUUCAAGCGCUAUCUGAUGUCCGAUGAGAACGCACCCGUGUUUCUGGAUCGCCUGGACUUCUACAUGGAGAUGGACCAGCCACUGGCCCACUACUACAUCAAUAGCUCGCAUAACACCUACUUGUCCGGCCGACAGAUCGGCGGCAAGAGCUCCGUGGAGAUGUACCGCCAGACACUGCUUGCCGGCUGUCGGUGUGUGGAGCUCGACUGCUGGAACGGCAAGGGGGAGGACGAGGAACCGAUUGUCACCCACGGUCACGCCUACUGCACGGAAAUCCUCUUCAAGGACUGCAUCCAGGCCAUCGCGGACUGUGCCUUCGUCUCGUCCGAGUAUCCGGUGAUCCUGUCCUUCGAGAACCAUUGCAACCGGGCCCAGCAAUACAAGCUGGCCAAAUACUGUGAUGACUUCUUCGGGGAGCUGCUCCUGAAAGAACCGCUCGCAGAUCAUCCCCUGGAUCCGGGCCUGCCCCUGCCGCCGCCGUGCAAGCUGAAGAAAAAGAUACUCAUCAAGAACAAGCGCAUGAAGCCCGACGUGGAGAAGGUUGAGCUGGAGCUCUGGCUGAAGGGCGAGCUGAAGACCGAUGACGAUCCCGAGGAGGACGCCAGUGCCGGGAAGCCGCCGGAGGCUGCGGCCGCUCCCGCACCAGUUCCCGAAGCCGCAGCCGCUGCCGAUGGUGCUGCCGAAGGGGGUGGCGGUGCCGAGGCGGAGGCAGCGGCGGCCAACUACAGUGGCUCCACUACCAAUGUACAUCCCUGGCUUUCAUCGAUGGUCAAUUACGCGCAGCCCAUUAAGUUCCAGGGCUUCGAUAAGGCAAUUGAGAAGAACAUUGCCCACAACAUGUCCUCGUUUGCGGAAUCGGCGGGCAUGAACUACCUGAAGCAGAGCUCCAUUGAUUUCGUCAAUUACAACAAGCGCCAGAUGUCGCGCAUCUACCCGAAGGGCACCAGGGCGGACUCCUCGAACUACAUGCCGCAGGUGUUCUGGAACGCCGGCUGCCAGAUGGUGUCGCUGAAUUUCCAGACCUCCGAUCUGCCCAUGCAGCUGAACCAGGGCAAGUUCGAGUACAAUGGCGGAUGCGGAUACCUGCUGAAGCCGGACUUUAUGCGGCGCGCGGACAAGGAUUUCGAUCCAUUCGCCGACGCACCCGUGGACGGUGUUAUCGCUGCCAUGUGCUCGGUGAAGGUAAUCGCCGGACAGUUCUUGUCGGACAAGAAGGUGGGCACCUACGUGGAGGUGGACAUGUUUGGCCUGCCCUCGGACACCGUGAAGAAGGAGUUCCGCACCCGUCUGGUGCCCAACAACGGAUUGAAUCCGGUCUACAACGAGGACCCGUUCGUGUUCCGCAAGGUGGUCCUGCCGGAUCUGGCCGUGCUGCGGUUCGGCGUCUAUGAGGAGAGCGGCAAGAUGAUCGGUCAGCGAAUCCUCCCGCUGGACGGACUCCAGCCGGGAUACCGCCAUGUGUCGCUGCGCACAGAGGCCAACUUCCCGAUGUCGCUUCCCAUGCUGUUUGUGAACAUCGAAUUGAAGAUUUACGUACCUGAUGGCUUUGAGGACUUCAUGGCCAUGCUGUCGGAUCCGCGCGGAUUUGCCGGCGCUGCCAAGCAGCAGAACGAGCAGAUGAAGGCACUGGGCAUCGAGGAGCAGAGCGGCGGGGCCGCCCGGGAUGCCGGCAAGGCCAAGGAGGAGGAGAAGAAGGAGCCGCCGCUGGUCUUCGAGCCGGUCACGCUGGAGUCGUUGCGCCAAGAGAAGGGCUUCCAGAAGGUGGGCAAGAAACAGAUCAAGGAGCUGGACACGCUGCGCAAGAAGCACGCCAAGGAGCGCACCUCCGUCCAGAAGACCCAGAACGCGGCCAUCGACAAGCUGAUCAAGGGCAAGAGCAAAGACGACAUCCGCAACGAUGCAAACAUCAAGAACGCCAUCAACGACCAGACCAAGCAGUGGACCGACAUGAUCGCCCGCCACCGCAAAGAGGAGUGGGACAUGCUGCGCCAGCAUGUGCAGGACUCGCAGGAUGCCAUGAAAGCGCUCAUGCUGACCGUGCAGGCUGCUCAAAUCAAACAACUGGAGGAUCGUCAUGCCAGGGAUCUGAAGGAACUGAAUGCCAAGCAGGCCAAGACCUCGGCGGAUACCGCCAAGGAGGUACAGAACGACAAGACUCUCAAGACCAAGAACGAGAAGGAUCGUCGGCUGCGCGAGAAGCGUCAGAACAAUGUCAAGCGAUUCAUGGAGGAGAAGAAGCAAAUCGGCGUGAAGCAGGGACGCGCCAUGGAGAAGUUGAAGCUGGCGCAUUCGAAACAGGUCGAGGAAUUUAGUACCGAUGUGCAAAAGCUAAUGGAUAUGUACAAAAUCGAGGAGGAGGCCUAUAAGACGCAAGGAAAAACGGAAUUUUAUGCCUAAGUAGUGGCCUGGGUCACAGUCACAGGUCUCAGGUCACUGGGCAGGAGGAGAGCACCGACAUAUACAUACCAAAAAAAUACAACAAAAUAUAUAUAUGAUUACGUUUGCAUCGGCAUCUGAUGAAUGGAUGUCGGUGGAUGGUUGAAUCAUUGCUGAAGAUUAAGAUGGAAGAUGGAAGACGAAGCAUACAUACAUACAUAUAUACUUAUUUAUAUAAUGUAUUUACACACACACACAUAUACACACUUACACUAACACUAACACUCACACACACACACAGAGGAAAACAGGAACACACAGACACAUGCAUCUUGAAACGAUUAAUCUAACUUAUAUAUAUACAUAUAUUUAUAUACUAUAUGUAGUAUAUGCAUAUGCCUUUAAGCAUAUACUAUAUACUUGUCAACUAGAAUUCAAACUGGAAAGUCGAACACUUUGUGCUUUAUAUUUAUUUAAGAUCUUUAUGAAGAUGAAAAUGAAAUGGAAUAUGAUCAUCAGAUCAUCAGAUGAUGAUGAUAAUGGAGACGAUGAUAAAGGAUUACAUAUUAUAUGUAUUUUACUUAGGGGCAGUGGGGGGCCAGCCUGAAACAGCAAAUGGGGCUCCGGCUCCCCUCUCGAAUUCAAUGUAAUUUAAUUUAUUUUUUUUUUAAAUAACCAACGAAACCAAAAAAAUACAAAAAAAAAACAAACAAAAACUUGAUAGGUAUUUUUGUGCUAGCCACACAAUAACGGUACACCGAUAAGUUUAGACACAAUCCACAAACCACACACAGAUAGUGCCAGGGAAUAGCCAUGAGGAAUCAUGAUUUCUGAUGACUAUGGAAUGCACUGUAUACACACGACACGUACACAUACAAAUAUUCAUCUAAAAACAAAAACAACAAGAACAACAAAGAUUCCAUUCCCCAAUGAACCCAGCCAGAAUCCCUAAACCAACCCAGCCCAACAAUCGUACGUUUCAAGAGAACUACUUACAUGAGUUUCCGAUUCUCCACCUAAUAGCUUAGCAAAAUAAUUAACCAGUAAGCCAGUAACCAGUAACCAGUGUAAAACCAGUAAACCCCUCUCCCCCUUAAAAAACCAACCUACCCAGUAACCACAGAGUAAAUCGGUAAAUCAGUAAAGGCCCCACAAAGAAGUGAGGCGCAAGGAAAAAAGAAAGAAAUGAAGAUUCUAUAGAAAUACGAGUUCAGGAGAUACUGUUCUAGGACAGUGAAGCAGUGUUUUUUUUUUGUUUUUGUCGUGCAGUGUAUGAGGGAAAGGUAAAUCUAAAGCAUUUAUUUUCAACAAAGAGAUAUAGCAGAGGUGCAGACAAUUGCUAUUUUUCGAAACGAAAAGAAAGAGUAAAAGAAGAAUCUUUCUCCUUCAGCACGUCAUAGUCGUCUCGAACUCGGAACUCGAACUCUGGAUUGAAAAAUAGUUGGUUAAGUAAAUGUUAUAAAAACCUAAGUACUACAUAUGUACAUACAUAUGAAACAAACAAAAAUAUGUAUGUAAUUCAAACAAUGAAACACCCCUACCGGAUGAUAUACUAUAUAUACACACACACACACACACAAUCUAUAUAUACAUAUAUAUGUAUUAGGGCUGAAGAAAACUAGAAACUUGUUGAACUUUACAUCAAAUGUAAACUAUUUUGUUGUUGAUUUUUUUUUCGCUCUUUUUUGAAUUCCCUUUAGAUUUGAUUUCUGUUUCUCUAAACAAAGAAGAACUUUAAGAAGAAAAGUAGCCAAAACAUAUAGAUACAUACACACACCACACCAUAUACACACACACAAAAACACACAUAUAUAUAUAUACAUAGAUACAUAUAUAGAUGAUAUACACUAUAUAUAGAAAAUAAAUACGAAAACUAAUAGAAACAAACUACGAAGAAAAACCAGUAAGGGACGAAAAUUGCGUUGGUCAGACCGUUUAUGUUGCACCCGAAUUUUGCAGUUUGCAUGUGUAUUGUAGUUGUUGCAAAGAUACAAAAAAAAAAAUAUAAAAUACUACCACAAGAAAAUACA
Molecule: messenger RNA, 6397 nt
Organism: Drosophila pseudoobscura
Lineage: Eukaryota; Metazoa; Arthropoda; Insecta; Diptera; Drosophilidae
Gene: norpA
Product: no receptor potential A
Exons: 15
Coding region: 1101-4388 (1095 amino acids)
Biological process (GO): phosphatidylinositol-mediated signaling; release of sequestered calcium ion into cytosol; lipid metabolic process
Molecular function (GO): calcium ion binding; phosphatidylinositol-4,5-bisphosphate phospholipase C activity
Source: RefSeq, a predicted model, not a curated record